UAAUCGAUGACAGCGACGAAGUGAAUCGUUAGGUGUGACGACAUUUUUGUCAAUAAAUUAUUAAUUUUGCACUUUUCAUUGGAAUCCUUUGCUAAAAUAGUUGCAUAAAUUCUUCACGAAAAUGGCAGAUAAUGAACAAAAAGCACUGCAACUGAUAGCGGAAGCAGAAAAGAAGCUUAGUACAUCUAAAUCUUUUCUUGGAUCCUUAUUCGGGGGCUCUUCGAAAGUAGAAGAAGCUGUAGAUUGCUACCUCAGAGCUGCAAAUUUGUUCAAGAUGGCUAAGAAGUGGGCUCAAGCUGGACAAGCGUUCUGCAGUGCUGCCCAACUUCACCUAAAAGCUGGUGUUCGGCAUGAUGCUGCAACAAACUUUGUAGAUGCUUCUAAUUGUUAUAAAAAAUGUGAUCCUAAUGAAGCGGUAUCUUGUCUUCUUAAGGCUAUUGAGAUUUAUACUGAUAUGGGACGCUUUACUGUAGCUGCUAAACAACAUCAAAACAUAGCGGAACUUUACGAGACCGAGUGUGUAGAUCUUGGUCGUGCGAUGCAGCAUUACGAGCAAGCGGCCGACUACUUCCGCGGUGAGGAAUCCACAUCUUCAGCUAACAAGUGUAUGCUGAAAUUGGCCCAAUAUGCUGCUCAAUUGGAACACUAUGACAAGGCCAUACAAAUUUAUGAACAGAUAGCAAAAUCAUCUCUAGACAACAGCCUCUUGAAAUACAGCGCCAAGGAAUACAUGUUCCGUGCUGCUCUGUGCCAUCUCUGUGUAGACAUAUUGAACGCUCAGCACGCCGUCGAGAAGUACUGUGGGCUUUACCCUGCCUUUGCCGAUACCCGGGAAUGCAAGCUUAUUAAGGAAUUGAUUGAACACCUGGAAGAGCAGAACAUGGAAGCGUUCACCGAAGCUGUGAAAACAUACGACAGCAUAUCCCGACUCGACCAAUGGUACACUACCAUACUUGUUCGCAUCAAGAAACAGAUUAACGACAACCCUGACCUCCGUUGAAUAGUGAAACUGAACAGCCCCGGCGUUUAGUAGGUAGUUUAUUUAUAUGGUAUCAUUAAUUUAUCAGCCCUAUGUGAAAAUUAGAUACGCUUUUGUAAUUA
This is a messenger RNA of Pieris rapae (cabbage white), 1101 nucleotides long. It is a transcript of the gene alphaSnap, whose product is annotated as alpha-soluble NSF attachment protein. The record is from RefSeq and is a predicted model, not a curated record. Gene Ontology annotation, biological process: SNARE complex disassembly; intracellular protein transport. Gene Ontology annotation, molecular function: soluble NSF attachment protein activity; syntaxin binding. Gene Ontology annotation, cellular component: vacuolar membrane; SNARE complex. The transcript is spliced from 6 exons. Lineage: Eukaryota; Metazoa; Arthropoda; Insecta; Lepidoptera; Pieridae. The coding region runs from base 122 to 1000 and encodes 292 amino acids.